Messenger RNA from Dimorphilus gyrociliatus, 1358 nucleotides. NCBI's taxonomy places the organism in Eukaryota, Metazoa, Annelida, Polychaeta, Dinophilidae. The record is from the annotation of a GenBank genome assembly.
GGCGAAUUUAACUUGGAUUGAAAGUUUAAUGCUUUUUUUAAAUACUCAAUUACAUUUAUUAUUUUUUAAAAUAAUAAAUCUUUUUGAUGAUUUAGUUGAAAUAUGCUUUGGAGUUAGUAUGUUUCAUGUUUCCCUGGAAACUCUGCCUUACUUUACAAAAGAGUCUGGCAGAGAAUUGUUGAAGGAAGGAAAAGAAAACAUAACUCUAAGAGGCUUGAAAAUUCUUUUAGAGGAUGUUAAUAAAUUCAAAGAAUUUUCGGCUACAGGAAAAUACUUGUUAUUAAGGUUUAUAGGGGAAAAUUUGAACCAAAGACAAAGAUCGAUUCAUUUGAUGGAAUAUCUUCCAGAAGUGCAAGAAACAAAUUUUAAAAGGCCGGUUUUUAUAUUGUCAUUACCAAGGACAGGAAGUACCUUUUUUCAUUGUUCACUCCUAAAAGAUAAAAGAUGGAAUUCACCAACCUCGUGGGAAUUUCACCAACCUCUGCCACACGUUUAUCCUCUACCAUCAGAAUAUGUAAAAAAGGUUCGAUCUUUUAAUAAAUCCCUCAGAAGUAUGGAAAUUAGAUUGGGAGAAUCGUUUACCAGAUCUCAUCAUGUAGAAGCUACAAGUCCUGAAGACAUCGGUGAAAUACUCAUUGGAGAAGGUAUAUGGUGCUAUAUGGCUGAAGCUUUCAAUUUACCAAAUUAUAUGGACUAUAUCAAAAACUUACCAAAAAAAGAUUUCGCCCAAAGCUAUAAUAUCAUUAAGAAACGUAUACGACUCAUGUGUAGAUAUCAGAAUAUGGAAAAUAGAAGAUUUUUACUAAUGCUUCAUCUAGGUUUAAAUACUAAUAUAGAAGCCCUAUUAGAAACAUUUCCAGACGCUCAAUUUAUCAUGCUUCAUAGAAAUUUAACGGAAAUAAUUCCGUCUGCUACAUCGCUGUACAGCUAUCUUCAACUAGACUAUAAGAAACAAAAUUUAGAUAAUAAACAAUUCAUAUGCGAUGGAAUAACUGAGAGAUAUGUUGAAGAACUGGAAAAGAUGAAAAGUUGGAGGAAUAGUGAAAAAUUUCAAGAUUGUAACUUUAAAAGAAUAAUCGAUAUCAAAUUUACAGAUCUCAUAAAAGAUCCAAUUCAAGUUUUUAAAAGUUUAUACAAAGAUUUGGAAAUGGAAUAUACACCAGAAUGUAAUGAAUCAUUUUUGAAGCAUUUCGAAGAACAAAACAAAAUUAAACGAGUAAAACAUGUUUAUCAAAAAGUUAAUGUUGAUAAAAAAUUGUUAGAGAGAUCUAAGGAUUAUCAUCAUCAAUAUGUUUACUGAAAUCUGACCAAACUUUUAUGGUUUUUUUAAUUAAUCAUUAACAAUAGUUAAAUAAAAG